Messenger RNA from Myotis myotis, 1738 nucleotides. RefSeq names its product DNA polymerase epsilon 2, accessory subunit (gene POLE2). Gene Ontology annotation, biological process: error-prone translesion synthesis; DNA-templated DNA replication. Gene Ontology annotation, molecular function: DNA binding. Bases 233 to 1636 code for a protein of 467 amino acids. Gene Ontology annotation, cellular component: epsilon DNA polymerase complex. The record is from RefSeq and is a predicted model, not a curated record. The transcript is spliced from 19 exons. NCBI's taxonomy places the organism in Eukaryota, Metazoa, Chordata, Mammalia, Chiroptera, Vespertilionidae.
AGCUUUAUUGAGUUUUUUGUUGUUGUUGGAGAGAUUCAUGUAAUUUAAUAUGAGUGUUGCUUAAGUAAGGCUGUUAUGUUCAGAACACCGAAACAGAUGAAGUCCUGCCUUGAGAGUAUGUGAAGCUAUUAAGUACCUCACAGAAGCUCUUCAGUCUAUCAGUGAAGUAGAGCUUGAAGAUGCACUGGAAAAGAUCAUUGAUGCAGUUGAAAAGCAACCCUUGUCAUCCAACAUGAUUGAACGAUCUGUAGUGGAGGCAGCAGUCCAGGAAUGCAGUCAGUCGGUAGAUGAAACUAUAGAACAUAUUUUCAAUAUCAUAGGAGCAUUUGAUAUUCCACGCUUUGUGUACAAUUCAGAAAGAAAAAAAUUUCUUCCUCUAUUAAUGACCAACCACCCUAAACCAAAUUUAUUUGGAACAGCAAGAGAUAAAGCAGAGCUGUUUCGUGAACGCUACACCAUUUUACACCAGAGAACCCACAGACAUGAAUUAUUUACUCCUCCAGUGAUAGGUUCUCACCCUGAUGAAAGCGGAAGCAAAUUCCAGCUUAAAACAAUAGAAACCCUAUUGGGCAAUACAACCAAAAUUGGAGAUGUAAUUGUUCUUGGAAUGAUAACACAGCUAAAAGAGGGAAAAUUUUUUCUGGAAGAUCCGACGGGCACAGUACAACUGGAUCUUAGUAAAGCUCAGUUCCAUAGUGGUUUAUACACAGAGUCAUGCUUUGUCUUAGCAGAAGGUUGGUUUGAAGAUCAAGUGUUUCAUGUCAAUGCCUUUGGAUUUCCACCCACUGAGCCGUCUAGCACUACUAGGGCAUACUAUGGAAAUAUUAAUUUUUUUGGAGGGCCUUCUAAUACAUCUGUAAAGACUUCUGCAAAACUAAAACAACUAGAAGAUGAGAAUAAAGAUGCCAUGUUUGUGUUUAUAUCUGAUGUUUGGUUAGACCAAGCAGAGGUGUUGGAAAAACUUCACACCAUGUUUUCUGGUUAUUCACCUGCACCUCCAACCUGCUUUAUUCUGUGUGGCAAUUUUUCAUCUGCACCAUAUGGAAAAAACCAAGUUCAAGCUUUGAAAGAUUCCCUAAAAACUUUGGCAGACAUAAUAUGCGAAUAUCCCAGUAUUCACCAAAGUAGUCGUUUUGUGUUUGUACCUGGUCCAGAGGAUCCUGGAUUUGGUUCCAUCUUACCAAGGCCACCACUUGCUGAAAGCAUUACUAAUGAAUUCAGGCAAAGAGUGCCAUUUUCGGUUUUUACUACUAAUCCUUGCAGAAUUCAGUAUUGUACACAAGAAAUUAUUGUCUUUCGUGAAGACUUAGUGAAUAAAAUGUGCAGAAACUGUGUCCGUUUUCCUAGUAGCAAUUUGGAUAUUCCUAAUCAUUUUGUGAAGACUAUCUUAUCCCAAGGACACCUGACUCCUCUACCCCUCUAUGUCUGCCCAGUAUACUGGGCAUAUGACUAUGCUUUGAGAGUGUACCCUUUGCCUGAUCUACUUGUCAUCGCAGACAAAUAUGAUCCUUUCACUUUGACCAAUACUGAAUGCCUCUGCAUAAACCCAGGCUCUUUUCCAAGAAGUGGAUUUUCAUUCAAAGUUUUUUAUCCUUCCAACAAGACAGUAGAAGAUAGCAAACUUCAAGGUUUUUGAGAUUCUUGAAUACCAUCGAAGAAACAAAACUCCAUUUUCUGCUUAAUUUUAUAUUUCAUGUAACUUUGAUAUUAGGUUACAAUAAAAUUAUAGUAAACUUUA